AUGCAUUGUAACAAUGUUCUCAAAGUUAAGGCCAUUUCUUCUGGGAAUUCAUACGACUGGAUGAUAUUUAAGAAAUGUUGCAACGCUGUAAGCAGUGAAAUCAAACAAGCCAAGGAAAAAUUCUUCAAAAAUGCAUUGCGUGAAAAUGAAAGUAAUUCCCGUAUGACUUGGUGAAAACCCAACUUGGAACAUCAUACAUAUCAAAAAUAUUUCCAAAAAAAUUGCCUCCUGCAUUGGCAUCUUGAAGAGAAGCAGAUCUUUUGUUCCUUUUGAAACACUCCUAUGCAUCUAUAAUGCCUAAGUUCAACUUCACUUCAAUUAUUGUAGUGUUGUAUGGGGGAAUUGCAGUAAAUCUCUUUCCAUUAGAAUACAAAAACUACAGAAUCGUGCUGAGCAUGUUUCGACCUCUUCUUCAUACGAUGCCAAUGCAGAUGAUCUCUUUGCUAGAGUAGGCUGACAAAAACUUAAUCUUUAACAAGAAUUAAAAACAGCCACUAUGGUCUAUAAAUCUCUUAAUGGUCUCACCCCUGAUUAUCAGAAAUCAAUGUUUACUGAUCAGAGCACAAUAUCUACCAAUUCUCUUAGGAAUUGUGAGGGCAAACUGGCUGUUCCACUCGCCCCCAUCAAUUUUCUAAAUAAACAGUUUCAGCUACAAUGGUGCAGUGAUGUGGAACAGCCUACCUACCAAUCUGUGGCACACACGAACUAUUGCUAGUUUUAAAUCUGGCUACAGGGGUUUCCUUUUUGAUAAUAAAUAAGUCAAUUUACCACAUGGCAUUCAUGGAAAGUAGACACUUCUGUUAUUGUUUUUAUUUUGUUGUUAUUAGUUUUAAUUAGUAGCAGAUUAGUAUCUUAA
Molecule: messenger RNA, 856 nt
Organism: Pocillopora meandrina
Lineage: Eukaryota; Metazoa; Cnidaria; Anthozoa; Scleractinia; Pocilloporidae
Source: the annotation of a GenBank genome assembly